CCCGCCGUCUCCAGAGCGAGGUUUAGGGUUCUUCGGAGGCGGUGGGUUGUCCCCGGAUGAUUGUGGCAGGGGGAUCAUGACGGGGAAGAAGUCUUCCCGGGAGAAGCGGCGCAAACGGAGCGGCCAGGAGGCGGCCGCGGCGCUCGCGGCGCCGGACCUGGUGCCCGCCCUCGCCGGCAGCGGCAGCGGGAGCGCUAGCGGCUGCGGCAGCACCAGCGGCUGCGGGAGCGUCAGCUGCUGCGGGAACACCAGCCUCGGGGGAAGUGUCAUUGGCGGGGGGAGCGGCGGCAGUUGCUGGGGCGGGAGCGGCGUGGAGCGCAGCGAGCGGCGGAAACGCAGGAGCACCGACUCGUCUUCCAGCGUCUCGGGCUCCCUGCAGCAGGAGACCAAAUAUCUUUUGCCAACUUUGGAAAAAGAAUUAUUCUUGGCAGAGCACAGUGACCUUGAAGAGGGUGGACUGGACCUGACUGUGUCGUUAAAACCAGUUAGUUUCUAUAUAUCAGACAAAAAAGAAAUGCUUCAGCAGUGUUUCUGUAUCAUAGGAGAGAAGAAGUUACAGAAGAUGCUUCCUGAUGUGUUAAAGAACUGCUCAAUAGAAGAAAUUAAAAAACUAUGCCAGGAACAGUUAGAGCUCCUGUCUGAAAAAAAAAUCUUGAAGAUUCUUGAGGGUGACAGUGCCGUGGACUCUGAUGUGGAGGAAGAGGCAGAUGGUGGCUCUAAGAUGGGGUCUGACUCAGUCAGUCAACAAGACAUCUGUAUAGAUUCUACUUCAUCCCUGAGAGAGAACAAGCAAGCUGACAAUUUGGAAUUAAAACAAGGCAAAGGGGAAGAUAGUGAUGUGCUCAGUAUAAAUGCAGAUGCUUAUGACAGCGACAUAGAAGGCCCAUGCAACGAAGAAGCAGCUGCUCCUGAGGUCCCAGAAAAUACAGUCCAAAGUGAAGCUGGUCAGAUAGAUGACCUGGAGAAAGACAUUGAGAAAAGCGUGAAUGAAAUUCUGGGACUGGCAGAGUCUAGCCCAAAGGAACCCAAAACAGCCACCCUGACUGUUCCUCCACCGGAAGAUGUUCAGCCUUCUGCACAGCAGCUGGAGCUGCUAGAACUUGAGAUGAGGGCACGAGCUAUUAAAGCCCUCAUGAAAGCCGGUGAUAUAAAGAAGCCAGCCUAGUUAUUGAACUGGGAUCUGAAUUUUAGAUGUGUUUGAACAAAGCCACAUCAUAUAAUUUUUGUAUCUGAAGUUUAUUUUGGGUCUUAGAGGAUAUUUCUCAUGUAAUCCUUAUUGGAUAAAGUCAUUUUAGGCCUAAAAUAUCCAUAUGGGUCUGUUGUUGUUGUUGUUGUUGUUGUUGUUGUUGUUGUUACUUUCAUAUAUGUGUGAUCGUUUUAUGACUUCAUGGCAAAUAUCACUGGGUAACCUGGAUACUUUGUUAGAUGAGUAUUUAGCUAUGUUUGCAAAUUAACGUCUGAAAAGCCAUUAGCAAAGAGGAAUGGUAAUUUUGUCCUUCUUUUUAAAUGUUUUGGCACCACACCAAAAAGCUUAAGAAAGAUUGACCAAGCAUGUUGCUCUUAAGGCUAUCUAUAUUUUGCAAUAGAAUUACUGCUUCUAGAUUUGUUAACAAUUUAAGAAAUUUAGUUAAGCUUAUAUGUACUUUUAAAAUAUGUAUUGUCUUGAAAAUGGCUUCUAUGGGUAUGGAUUUACUAGUAAAAACUGAGUAACGUUUUUCAUUAUAAGGCUUACAGAUCUGAAAUGGCUGAGAAAAACUUACUUUAUAAAAGAAAAAAUGGACUUAAUUUAAGGCAGUGUUUAACAAUGUAGAAGUAAUUGCCCAACUUUAAUUCCAGCAGGCAAGCCAUUCUAACAGGUAUUUAAUAUUAUUGGACACUUUGUUCAAAUUUUUUUCUUCAAUUAAAAGGGAACACAUUUUCAUUUACAUUCCAAGCUAUUAGGAAAAGGAGAAUAUUUUAUCGUACAGGCUUUCAUCUGGUGUUUUUUUGCUUGAAGAUCUGAUGUGCUAUAAUUCCAUGAAUUAAAAAUAAUAAAGACUAUCAUUCUGG
Messenger RNA from Equus quagga, 2049 nucleotides. RefSeq names its product caspase activity and apoptosis inhibitor 1 (gene CAAP1). The record is from RefSeq and is a predicted model, not a curated record. NCBI's taxonomy places the organism in Eukaryota, Metazoa, Chordata, Mammalia, Perissodactyla, Equidae. The transcript has 6 exons. Bases 77 to 1165 code for a protein of 362 amino acids.